AUGAGCAGACAGGCGCCCACGGUGCGGUCCGUCCUGGGACGAAGAGGCUUCAGCUCGGCUUCGGAGAUCUGCGGGCGCAGCUUCGCCGCCUCCGCCUGCCCGCCCGCGCGCUGCGGCGCCUACAGCAGCCGGAGCGUCUGCAACCUGGGGGCAAGCAGGAGGAUCUCCUACGUGAACGGGGUCUGCGGGACGGGGUGCUUCGGAGAGUUCGGCUUCGGGGGCGCGGGCUACGGCAACGUGGGAGGAAGGGUCGGCCUCUGCGGCCCCCGCGGAUUUAGCAUCGUGAGGGGUUACCCCGACCGCAAGGCCGACGGCAUCCAGGGCAUCUGCAUCGACGAGCGGCUGCUGAAGCCGCUGUGCGUCGGGGUCGACCCGCUGGAACACGAAAUCCGCUGUCAGGAGAAGGAACAGAUCAAGACCCUCAACACCCAGUUCGCCUGUUUUAUCGACAAGGUCCGGUUCCUGGAGCAGCAGAACAAAGUGCUGGAGACCAAAUGGGGCCUCCUGCAGCAAUACGUCCUGCCCAAGAAAGGGAAAAACCUGGAGCUGUACUUCGAGAACUACAUCUGCGACCUGCGGAAGCGCCUGGACUGCCUGCUCUGCGAGAAGCAGAAGCUGGGCAGCGAGGAGUGCGCCACCAGCCAGCUGGUGGAGGAGUUCAAGUGCAAGUAUGAGGAGGAAAUCAACAGGCGGACGACGGUGGAGAACGAGUUUGUGGCACUCAAAAAGGACGCUGACUGCAUCUUCCUGAACAAGGAGGAGCUGGAGGUGAAGGUGGAUCUGCUGAGGAGGCAGCUGGAGCUGCUGAAAUGCGUCUUUGAGGAGGAACGCGCUCAGGUGGAUCGGCAGCUGUGCGACACCUCAGUCAUCGUCAAAAUGGACAACAACCGCGACCUGGACAUGGAGAGCAUCAUCAAGAACGUCGAGUGCUGGUACCAAGAAAUAGCUCAGAAGAGCAAAGAAGAAGUUGACGCUUUCUACCAAACCAGGUUUCAGGAGCUUCAGGACAAGAGAGGCAAAUACUGCGACGAUCUGCAAAGCAACAAGUGCGAGAUUUCAGAGCUCACCCGGAUGAUACAGAAGCUGCAGUGUGAGCUGGAGAACGCGAAGAAGCAGGUCUCCUGCCUGCAAACCUCCAUCUGUGACGUGGAGCAGCGCGGGGACUGUGCCCUGAAAGACGCUCGGGAGAAGCACGUGGAGCUGCAGAACGCCCUCCAGAAGGCCAAGGACGAGCUGGCCUGCAUGCUGCGGGACUACCAGGAGCUGCUCAACGUCAAGCUGGCCCUGGACAUCGAGAUCGCCACGUACAAGACGCUCCUGGAGGGUGAAGAGAGCAGGAUAUGUGUGGGGAACCCGGUGAGCGUGUCUGUGGUCAGCAGCGGCUACAACAUCCCCGACGACUGCGGGCUGCUGGCUGCCAACGCAGCCGCGUGCGGCUACGGCUCCCUGGGGAGACGGUCGGGAAGACACGGCUCCCAGAACGGAGGAUUCAGCUCCCGGAGCGCGGGGAUCCACCCCAAAAGAGUCAUUAGCUCGGUGGCCAAGCAGUGCGUCCCAGAGGUCUAUUGCCAAGCCGGAGGGGUCAGCUGCAAAACUGGGGGAUUCAGCUCCCAGAGCGGGGGGUUCCCGGCCCGCACCGUCGUCAGCACGGGCAACGGGGGCUUGAAUGGUAGGAUGGGGGCUUGCCAGGCCGGUGGGGUGGUCAGCUUCGGAAACCAGGGCUGCGUGGUCAGGCAGCUGGGGGGCUCUCCCGUCGUGGUUGCCAACAGCCCCGAGGCGCUGGGGUGCAACGGCGGCGUGGUGGGGAACUACGGCGUUGUCAGAGACCCGUGUGUUGUUCCCUAGGGCCAUCAGCUGGGGAGGUGGCACAGCCAGCAGCGUCGGAGGACAACGCUUAGACGUGCGCUUCCUACGGCCGACAUGAUGCAGGAUAGUUUCUCUGCCCACUAGUAGCAACGUUGGUCACCAAGCCCACUCCCACAUUUGUUAGCAUCAGAUAUGUACCCCAAAAAGUUCUGUUUCAGAGUCCCCACCCUAAGGACACAUCCAGCAAGCUUCUCCAGCAGGUGCUCAGCUCAGUGUUCUAGAACUCUCCUGUCCAGACUAUCUCAGUGUUUAGGGUUUGCUUGUCGCACCGCGCUCUCCGGCCUUUCCCAUACCCAGCAGAUUCAUGAACAGCGUCCUUCCUCGCGAGACACCUCUUUCUCUUCCCAGAGCAUUUCAGAACAGAGCGCAACGGUGUCACUGCAAAGAGCACACUACGCUCCCUGCUGCUUUGUUUUUCUUUCUUUCUGUUUUUGUCAAAGAAAAACCCUGAGCUGCAAAUUUGAGCUGAAACGUUAAACACGGCGAUUUCAACCUGCAGAGCACCUGCUAGUUACGCUGCAGCCAUUUGCUUACAGAUGAAUAUGUAGCAUUUUCAUUUGCUUUGCAUGUUAGGGGUGGCUUGUUCAAAGCGCGCUGAUUGUUAGAAGAGCUUGGCUCCCCCAUUCCCCCCAAAACACCAAGGGAAGUCACUGGUGCACAAAUCUUCCAGUGACAUCUUGUACUCACGUGAACGGAGCUUCACUCACUGCUCAAAUGUCCCAGCUUCUCACUGCGCCUUCAAUAAACUGCAUUGAACGUA
Columba livia (rock pigeon) is the source of this 2626-nucleotide messenger RNA. RefSeq names its product keratin, type II cytoskeletal 4-like. The transcript has 9 exons. NCBI's taxonomy places the organism in Eukaryota, Metazoa, Chordata, Aves, Columbiformes, Columbidae. The coding region runs from base 1 to 1845 and encodes 614 amino acids. Gene Ontology annotation, cellular component: keratin filament. Gene Ontology annotation, molecular function: structural constituent of skin epidermis. The record is from RefSeq and is a predicted model, not a curated record. Gene Ontology annotation, biological process: keratinization; intermediate filament organization.